UGUGUGUGUGCGUGUCUGUGUGAGUGAGAGUCCCAUAUACAUGCUCCGUAUUAACCCCGAUGGAAACUGUCAACACAAUGGGUAAGUAUUUAUAUGAACUUCUCGCCGUUUCUUUGACAGAGUUGAAAAUGCUCUCGCACUCACAAACAUUCGCAUAUUCCUCUCACGACACCAAAAACACAUCCCCUUAACUUGGAGACUACCUCACCUCCAAAGACUGUGCUGGUGCUGGUGUCCUCGCAUCUUCGCCGUCUUGAUCCUAUCGACCGUCAAGUAUGGCUUUCCCUUUCAAACAUGUCUUAAUGGUCGGUGCCACUGCCGGCAUCGGGGCAGCAAUGGCGGACCGAUUGGUUCUCGAAGGAGUCAAAGUCAUUGCUGUCGGCCGUAGACAGGAGCGACUCAAUGCAUUCGUACAGAAGCAUGGCUCAGCUAAAGCCAGCGCCGUUCAAUUCGACCUGAGUGAUAGCAAAAACAUGGACAAAUUUGUCUCCAACGUCACCCAGACCUACCCAGACCUGGACUGCGUCUUCCUCAAUGCAGGCAUUCAGAGUGUUUUCAAGCUUGCCCAGCCAGAAACAGUCGACCUAUCUGUUUUUCACUCCGAGAUGUCGGUCAACUUCUCGUCCUUUGUCGACCUCACGAUGAAGUUCUUGCCAUUCUUUCAGAGCAAAAAGUCCGAAACUGGCUUGAUUUACACCGGGUCUAACCUGGCAAUCGUGCCGUCUGCGAGUCUGCCGGCAUACUCAGCUUCGAAGGCGGCCUUGAAUGCUUUCGUUCUCUGCCUACGGGAGCAGCUGAAAGAGUCAUCGGUGAAAGUCAUUGAGCUUUCUCCUCCACCUGUACAAACCGAGCUGCACGAUUAUAUGGGCGAGGAGAAAGGACGGAACAUGGGCAUGCCCGUUGACAAAUUUACCGAUGCUGCGUACAAAGGUCUGGCUUCCGGGGAAGACCAGAUUAUCAUCGGUACAGUUGGGCCAGAAGAAACGUUCCACGACAUUGUCGACAAGAGGAGGGCUGCGUUCGAGAAUUUGGCGAAACUGAUUCGACUCCAUUAGCUGUGACAGCCUCCUGAUUGAGCUCCCAAUUCCGUGGCUGAGUGUCAAUUAUUCCAAAGCCUUGUCAAUCGUCAAUUGUCUGGAAGCAGGCAGACUAUAUCCAUAGCUGAGGCAAUGCGCAG
Messenger RNA from Exophiala oligosperma, 1177 nucleotides. RefSeq lists its product as uncharacterized. Gene Ontology annotation, molecular function: oxidoreductase activity. The coding region runs from base 276 to 1055 and encodes 259 amino acids. The record is from RefSeq and is a predicted model, not a curated record. NCBI's taxonomy places the organism in Eukaryota, Fungi, Ascomycota, Eurotiomycetes, Chaetothyriales, Herpotrichiellaceae. The transcript is spliced from 3 exons.